ACGCACAAAGAGCUCAACACUCCUUGUAGAUACCCAUCGCAGGACGAAGGCAAAGCUCGGAGCAGCUCUGUCGGAAUUUUUAAAGGAUAAAUUGGAAUUCUCUCAAAAUCACAGGAAAAAUGCACGCCAGAUUUGCAGAUCCCGAGCCCGCGUCUUCGGACAGUGAAGAUGGAAUCGCAACGGAGUCGCUGGAGGCCAGAAUCGAGGCGUUUAAGCAGAGUCCCCAGAACAUGGCUGCUCUGCGGGAGGUGCUUGACGAUGUGGUCCUGCGGGCUGAGACGGAGGCCAAUAGGCGAGCAGUUGAGAACCAGAAAUCGCAACAGGGCAAGGAAAAGCGCCAGAGUUUCGCCAUACCAGAUUUUAAGAACGGCAAGGUGGUGAACCGGGCCAGAGGAUUUGUGGUGCGGAUCUUCGAUGCCAUAUGCAAUUGUGCCAACAACAAUGCGGCGGCGGCCACGACGCGAUUUAAACUGAGGAGCAACAGCGGCGGAGGAGGAGCCAGCGGAAACGGAAAACGACAGCAGUCCCAGGACGAGCCGGAAACCCUGGUUUUGACCAAGAAGAAGCCAGCCGGCGAGGGAAAAAAAAAGAAAGGCGUUAGCAUGGCCGACGAUGUGCAAGCCGGCGUUCGACUGAUGGACUAAGGAAGCAAUACAACAUGAUGGUUGAUCCUGCAAUGGGAAAACAUAAUCAAAAUCUUUACCAAUCCAUCCCCAAACACAGAACUUACAUCAGCAAUCGUUUUCUGUCAUCCUAAAAGCAUUUUCUUUGCUCAAACGUCUAAAGCACUAAACCAAACUCCAAGUCUUCCUCUGAAGACCAAAAAUAAUCGUUUAAGAUAACGAGCUGUGUCUGACCUUUUGUAUUCGUUUUGCGGAGUCAUAAAAUGUUGAAAAGUUCUGAAAAUUUUAGGAUAUGUUAUUAUAACAGGCAUAAAAUCGUGUUCCCCGCUUAUAAACGAAUGUGUUGAACUCGAUAAUACACUAAGAUCCGAGGUAUAAGUAUGACACAUUUUUUUUUGGAAAAAUAUUUAACUUUUGAUAAAGACUUGUAAAAAGUUUUUAAAAUUCUUUCUCCGGCAAGCGAAAAUAGGGCGGAUAGGAAAGACUUAGCUCUGUACUCUAUGAUUUCAUAAACCUAAAUGUGAUCCCAGACGGAAAUGUAAGCAAAAGAACUCUAAGCACAAAGAACUUAUAGACUAGUUAGAGAAGGAGAACGGAAGGAAAAUCGUAUAGGAUAUACACUCUCAUACAUUCGAUGCCAUCCCACGCACAACACAAUCAACGGCAUUACACAAUCCCAAGCGGAACCAAUGCCAAGCUUAACAACUGGCCUGUCAAUCUCCACCUAAUUAUAACUACGAUAUAUCAAAUUAUAUACCUAUUCGUGUAUACCUAGGUGUGUACCACCAACCUAUUUAGAUGUGUGUGUAGUAGUUACAAAAUAUUUCCAAACCAGCUAACAAAAGGUUCAAUAUACAAGCAUCAAUGUGUACUGAUUUUAUAUACAAUGUACUAACUACUAUAUACGUGUGGACAGUCCUAGAAUCUUAGUUGUUUACACAAACACUUUCUAAACGCAGCACAGGUUUCCUCAAACAUCCUCAUCAAUGUCACCAACUAAAUCCACAACACACGCUCUAAUCGGAUAUAUUUUUGUGAGGCCCUUUUUGAGAGAUCUAUAAAGACACUAUUCUAUACCAAGUCCCAAUUUUAUGAAAUCGAAUACGAUGAAUACAUUGCUAACGAGAGAACUUUGUACACACAUUUGCAAGGCAACCAUUUUGUAUAAGGUUUUGCAUUUAUUUUGUAACCUUUAGAACUCAAAGAUCUCCCUAAGUUUGAAUGCGUUGCUAAGCCAAUUGAGUAUUUAUAAAUUACAAAAUGUAUAAGUGUGCAUAAUGCGAAUAUAAAACUGUUGUAUUUAGUUAACAAUAUCAGCAAUAAAGUGUAACAAUGUUUGAAAUCAAAA
Messenger RNA from Drosophila subpulchrella, 1971 nucleotides. RefSeq lists its product as uncharacterized. The record is from RefSeq and is a predicted model, not a curated record. NCBI's taxonomy places the organism in Eukaryota, Metazoa, Arthropoda, Insecta, Diptera, Drosophilidae. The transcript has 3 exons. The coding region runs from base 120 to 644 and encodes 174 amino acids.